AUGGCAACCAAGGCGGCACUCGCAGCAGCUCUCCUCAUGGCCCUGGUGGCUCUUGCCACCGCCACCACCUUCACCACCUCCUUCGACGAAGAGGCCAGCGAUAACUACCAGCAAUGCAGGCAGCAGGUGCAGGGGCGUCGAUUCAACUCCUGCCAGCGCUUCUUGCAGCAGAGGAGCACCCCGUACUCGAAUGAGGACGAGGACGAGGAGGUCCUCGACUCCUACCAGCCGUCGUCGUCCCUUCAAGCCUGCUGCCGGGAGCUGAAGCAAAUGGACCGCCAGCAAUGCGGCUGCGAGGCCAUCAGGCAGGCCGUCAAGCAGGCGCAGCAGAGCACCCGCCGCUACCAAACCGGCCAAUCCGAGCAGGUCUACCAGCAGGCACGCGCCCUCCCGCGCCGAUGUGGCCUUCGCGAGCAACAAUGCCGCUUCCGCCUCCUCUUCGUUUGAGGAAAUAGAUCAAGUGCCAAUUUCCUGUGUUUUCCCCUUCCAAAUAAAUGUGAUGCAAGGAUAAAAUUUCCGUA
Messenger RNA from Salvia hispanica, 521 nucleotides. Its product is annotated as 2S seed storage albumin protein-like. Gene Ontology annotation, molecular function: nutrient reservoir activity. Lineage: Eukaryota; Viridiplantae; Streptophyta; Magnoliopsida; Lamiales; Lamiaceae. The record is from RefSeq and is a predicted model, not a curated record.